CGCGGCCGCGUUUGAAUGGCCGGGAGUGGGGCUGGGCGGCGGAUCCCGGGGACGCGCGAGGCGGCCGCCGGGUGUCUUUCGUCAGCGCCAGCGCUGGGCUGCGGCGCCGCGGUACCAUGAGGCGCCGGUAUUUAAGAGAUUAUGGCAUCUGAAACCCACAAUGUUAAAAAACGAAACUUUUGUUAUGAUAUUGAGGAUCAUUCCAUUGAUCUUCCUAGAAAAAGGAUCUCUAAUUUCACUAGUAAGAACAUGAAGGAGGUUAAGAAAUCUCCAAAACAGUUGGCUGCUUACAUAAAUAGAACAGUUGGACAAGCUGUGAAAAGUCCGGAUAAACUACUUAAGGUGAUCUAUCGCAGGAAGAAAAUUCAUCAUCCUUUUCCACAUCCUUGUGACAGGAAAAAACAGUCCCCCAAAAGUGGGGACUGUGACAUGGCAAAUAAAGAAAAUGAACUGGCUUGUGCAGGCCACCUGCCUGAAAAAUUACGCCCCGAUUGUCGAACAUAUUUGGUUAAUGCCAGUGAUUCUGGUUCUUCACAGACAGAAAACCCAUCAUCGAAAUAUAGUACUUUUUUUUCUGAGGUUUCUCAGGACCAUGAAACAAUGGCACAAGUUUUAUUCAGCAGGAAUCUGAGAUUGAAUGUAGCUUUAACUUUCUGGAGAAAGAGAAGUAUAAGUGAACUAGUAGCUUAUUUGGUGAGGAUAGAAGACCUUGGUGUUGUGGUAGAUUGCCUUCCUGUGCUUACCAAUAGUUUACAGGAAGAAAAACAAUACAUCUCACUGGGCUGCUGUGUAGAUUUGUUGCCUCUAGUAAAGUCACUACUUAAAAGCAAAUUUGAAGAAUAUAUAAUAGUUGGUUUAAACUGGCUCCAGGCAGUUAUAAAAAGAUGGUGGUCAGAAUUAUCAUCAAAAACAGAAAUUAUAAAUGAUGGUAAUAUUCAGAUUUUAAAACAACAGUUAAGUGGAUUGUGGGAACAGGAAAACCAUCUCACUUUGGUUCCAGGAUAUACUGGUAAUAUAGCUAAGGAUGUAGAUGCUUAUUUAUUACAGUUGCAUUGAUAGACUUCUGCUAAGAGCAUUUCCUUACUCAGAACGUCCCUGGACCACAUGAUUUUCAAAAAAAAGUCUCAUCUGAGAACUGUGAACUGUUGAAGAAAUAAAACCAUUCUUUUCUUUAAGAAGCUACAUAAUGAAACCACUAACAAAACCCUAACAAUCUACUUCACAUUGAAGUGGAAAAGUAUCAGAAAGGAGCAGCUAAAGUUUCUGUGAGGUGAAAGUGCACUAUGAAGAUUGUUCACCUUGCUGCAUUUGGGAUUUCGAUGGCUAUUUGGUUACACUGUUGAAGAACUACUGGGUCUUAAUGCAAUCCUACUUAGGAGUAUAAUUUAUACUAUGUGAAAAAAAUAAGACAGGGCUUGCUACUAGGAACCACAAGACCAAUCAUCUUUUAAAGAAUGUGUUUUAUAAUUAAAAAAAAACUUAAACGUAUGCAGCUAUUUUCUGAUGUUGAAAAGACUUUGAAAGUUUAAAACAUCAUAACAAAUAAUACUAAAAGUUUUGUUCAAACUGAGAUACUGUGUGCAAAAUGCCUUAAUUAUUAAUAAGCCAAUGUGUGUGAUAUCAAUAUUUGUUUCAAAAGAGAAAAGAAAAACAGCUGUGCUUCUGGCAUGAUAAAAGCAUGGAAUUAAAUCAGGGGUUUCCAUUCAUGGAGAAUGUUGUUGAAACUAUUUCACGCCAUUUUAAAACUUGAGAAUAUUUUUAGUAUCUCUGAUUUUUUUUUUUGCCAGAAUCAUCAUGUCAUGUAUGUAUGUGCUACUCCUUUAUUAAAGAAAAUGGUGAUAUGUAUUUGUAUGAAUGUUUAACUGGAAAUAUCUGCAGAGUUGGCUAAUUUAUGUUACUGUUUAUUGUAUAUGUAUUUCUUAUAUUUUCAGUUCUGUAUCAUUUAAGUUUCUUUCAUUUGAGUAAAUUCACUAAAUAUUUCUAUGAUUUUUGGUUUUUAUUCUGAUUUUAUAUGGAUUCUAAUUCUUUUUCACUAAAUAUAUUUUUAAAAGAAUUCUAUAUUGUGCUUUAGAAAUGUUUACAGUUAGUACUGACCUUCUAUUUUAACUUCUACCACUUUUCUACCUCUUCCACUGGUUGGUAUGAAAUACCAGUAGACUGUAUGAGGUUUUUUGGUUUUUUUUAAUUUCUUUUAAUACCAUUUUUAAUGUUAGUGAACUUUGUUUAGAAUGUCUAAGAAGUUGUAUAUCUGACCUAUUUUGAAAGUGAUUUGGGUUUAAACAAUACUUCUGGUGAUUUGUACAUUUUCUUUUUAAUAUGUAUGAGAAGCAUAUGAGCAAAGAUUUUUAGUAAUCAAAUUUCGCUGUCGCGAUCCUCCAUUCUCUUGAAUGUAAAUCUUCAGUAUUUACUCAAUUGGCAACUACUGAUGUGAAGCCCAGGCAACCAUCUCUCCUGCUUUAAAAGUGUUAUCUUUCACUGAGUUUUAUUUUGUGUAAUUCUACACAGUGAACAUCAGUUACAGCCAUUAUUUCCUUAAGUCUUUUGAUGGGAAUAUUUUUAGGUAAUUGCACUUUCGUUGUUGAAGAUUGAGUUAUUUAAGAAGUUUUUAGGAGGUGGAAUUUAAGUCAUUAUCUGCAUACGUGUCUGUGAACUAUUAGGAAGAUGGAAUAUAGCCUUUUUUGAUUUCUAUUGCUUUAGUUACCAUUGUCCUAUCCAACAGUUUGAGCAAGGUUAACUCAUUUGGAGCAUGGUGCUAGUAAAGCUAAGGACAGGAGUUCCAUACUAUUCUAGAUUCUUUAACUUGAUAUAAAUACUCAAAAAUAUUCAUGACUACAGAUUGGACUUUUUUCUGAGGUACCCAUCUUACAAAUUCAGCUCUUAGUCACAGGGAAGAUAGGUAUGUAACAGCAUAAAUUCUUUGUUUAUCGCAGAUGGAAAACUGACUCAAAUAAUUGGUAUAUGUGAUACUAUACCUAAAAUAUUCUCACUAUAAAUUCCUCUCAGUCAGAUCAUUAAUAAACAGUUUCUUUUAAAAAUCAAACUUGAAUAAAGUAAAUCAGUAAAAAUUAAAAAUAUAAAUAAGAAAUAUAAAGUGUAAUGUAAAAAUAAAAAAGAUAUAAAGUAAAAAUACAAAUGUAGUAAGAAAAAUACUAUCCUGUUAAAAUUGAGCUCUUAUGUACACAUUUAUGUUUGUGGGAGAAGGGUAUGUAACAUUCCUUUUCAUAUGCUCAGAACUAUGUAAGUCAGCAGGCUUAGAGCCAUCAAGAAUUAUUCAGUAGCACCUACUCAUAAUUUCUCUUGUUGGUCUUCACAGUUUACCUGAAUAUCUACCUCUCAAUUACUGAAUUAUGAUUAAUGCUAGGUGAUUUUAAGAUUCUUGAAAAAAUAUAUUGGCUAAGUAAAUACUGUUAAGCAGAUCUAUUGCUAUUAGGCUCUUCUCAUACUAUUAAUUAGAACAGUGUUGAUUUCCAGACAGAACCUAAGACAGUGUUUACAAAGAAUGUUGGCUGUUAUAUUUACCUAGAUUCAGACAAUUGCUGUCCAUUGUUGUUUAUUUGUUGAUGUGCUGCUAAGCAGUACACAGAACUGAGGGACCAUCCAGGGUCUCUUCUUUACCUCUUCCUUUUUAUCUUUUAGGUUUUCUAUACUUGACUAUGGUAGCUUUCAAACUCUAGAAACAGGUUGUUCAUUGAGCUGAACCUUCUAUUAGGGAUAGAAGGAAUGGAUUUUUGUGGUGAGUGUUUAUGAUCAUCAUAGUAGUUAUAAGUUAGGAAGCAAGUUUUAUCAGUAUCUUUUUAAUACUACAUUUUGACAGUAAUUUCAAAGGUCAUGGACACAAAUUGUUUCUGUGAAACCUGAGAGAUGAGAAUUUGGGUAUAAAUAUCUUUAUCUACUUUAGGAAUCAUCAGCACUGAACUGUAAGGACUUCUGGAAAAUUACAUCUUAAUGCCCCUAAACAUAGUACAUACCAUGUCCUAAUCUUAAAAAUAGCAUAUGGGUUUCAGAAUUAUAUUUCUAGCCUUUGGAAAUAACACUUAGAACAUUUCUACUUUUGGCAAGUUGUUAUAAUUAACAUUAGUGGAAAUUUAUUUGAGUAAAAAUUAUUAAAUUUUGACAAGAUGGUAAUGUCAGUUGCCUUUAUGGAUUUAAAGGGAAAAAAUAUGCCUGGAAGAUAGUUUAUACAUGUCAUGCUCUGUGCUGUGGGUUUAAUUCCCAGUCUUUCAUGGUUUUCCAAGCACAAUUGGGAGUAGCCUCCCAGCAUUGCUUGGGAACCCCCACAACCCUCAGAAGUAGAAUCAUAGCAUUCUAACCUAACUGCAGUGAUCCACUGGAUGGUGUUUUAUUUUUCAAUUGGCUUUUAGAUGGAGGAAUAUUACUGGGUCUUUGUUGAUAGGUAUUUUAGUUUUGAUUUUGUGGUGCUAAGGAUCAAACCCAGGACCUGCCACUUGCAAGAUAUUCUCUCUACUGCUGACCCGAAGCACCAACCCCUAUGUUUUUAAUUUAAUUGCUUUUAAUUUGCAAUAUAGUUUGAUUAAUUUAGUAAUAGCACCAAGUAUAAAAAUGAAAAUAGUGUGUAUCAAUAUACAGAAUAUUGAGUGUUUGUUUUCACAUGGGAUAUGUGUGGAGCCACGGAUUCAGCUCCCUAAUAUACUUACUUGAACUAGUAUUAAUUUUUUAUGCCUUAUGGUAUUCUGUAUUUCUAGUCAGAUUAAAGUAGGGUAUUGUUUUUCUUCACCAUUCUGAACCUGGCCAAACCCAUUUGGACAUUAUGGGUUCAUACCAAAGCUAAGAAGAGUCAAUCCAAAAUAUUUUCUAGGGUAAGAGAAUUGUCCCAGGAGUCAUGAAAUGACACUGAAUUGCCAGAAUUCCUUACUCCUGGAAUUAGUUCUGUUUCAUUUAUCAGCCAUACCUGCACAUGGAGCUUGGAUUGGCAUAAGACCUCACCUUCCAGGGCAGGAGUGCAGUUAGCAUCUGUUUAGCUACCCACCCCAUACCCUUUUUUAAGAAAGAAAGAAAGAAAACUUCGAAGCCUCUGUAUGAAAUUAGUUGAAUAGGUGAAUGAGGGACUACCUGUCUCUCACUUGCCUCACAGUUUACCUGCCAUUUCCAGUCUAUACAAGUGCAGCUUAAUCUCAACAAUGGCAAAAGCAAUAAAGACUUUCCUUUUAGGUUUUAAAGUUUCCAGAAGGUUCAGAAGAGGAUUACCUUUCCUCCUUGGUUGUUUAAAUUCCUUUUACCUUAGAUUUUAUUUUGUUUUGGGGCCACACCUGGCAAUGCUCAGGAGUUAUUCCUGGCUCUGAAAUCAGGAGUUACUCCUGGCAGUGCUCAGGGGACCAUAAGGGGUGCAUGGAUUGAACUGGGUCUUUUACAUGCAAAGUAAAUAACCUACUCAUUGUACAAUCGCUCUGACCCCACCUUAGGUUAUUUUAAAAGUAAGUUAAGGGGGCUGCAUUAAGGUAGCUUCAUGUGCUCCGGUUGCAUGCUUUGUGAGCAGGAGCCCCAAGUUCUAUCCCUGGUACCUCAUGGUCCCCUGAGCACCAUUUGGAGAGACCACUAGUGGGGGUGAUCCCAAAAUAAAACCAAGGAAGAAACCAACAUUUAGUCUCUUCUGUCGAAGUUUCCUCUGUUCCAUAGAAAUUGGUGCUCUUUAAGAUCUUUUUAUUUAAUUUUUUAAUUUUAUAAGUUAGUUCACAAUAUUUGAUUACAUUUAAUAUUCAAACACCAAUCCCACCACCAUUACACCUCCCUACCACCAAAUUCAGGGUGUUUCUAUCCCACUUUUUAAGAUUCUUAAGGUUUAUGUACUUUUCCUUGAAAAAUUUUUAUUUAUUCUCAUGGCUUCCUUUACCAUUUCCUUGAAUUGUUCUGGUUUUUAGAGCAGAAUUGAUAUCAUUUUUAUGGUUAAUCAAAUGAAGGUAGAUUUUUUUAGUUUGAGAAUAUAUUGAACUGUAUAUUCAUCAUUCUUAAACAUAUAUCUUGCCUUAGCCCUGAUUCUUUCCUGAUAAAAUUAUGUAUCCAGUUGCUUUCUAGAGUCAUCCAUUGGAAGAUCUAUAGACAUUUUAAUUAGUGUAUCCAGAAUUGACUUCAUUUUCUACUUCCUCUCUUUCCCACCAACCCGGUGCCAUCCUCUUCAGCUUCCGUCAUCCCCUCCCCACCAACACACACACACACACACUUGGAUGAAGUCUGCUCUGACUAAAUUCUAGGUUUCAAUGCUCAUUGAAAACCCUACUGUAAAAAGUUACAAACCACAAACUUAAUGAAUCAUGUCCAAGUCACUCAUCAAAUCCUGCUGAUGCAACCUCUGAAGAUUCUCAUCUUUCCGCCUCCCUUCAGCUCUUCCUGUCAUUACCUUAGUCUAUGUUAUUCCAGCAGCCCCCUGACUUAUCUCUGCCUCCCAACAACCUUUGCUCCACAUCUGCAGACCUCAACUACUUUGUUAAGUAUAACUCUUACUGUGUCACAAUCCCAGAGGCCCUCUUUGAAGUGGUCUAAACAGUGUGUUUGACACUAUCAACAUAGCUUCUGCUGUUCCCUUUUAGUCAUCCAGCCAGAAUGAAUUUGCUUCACUUCCUGAAGAAUAUUACACUUUCUCUGCAGAUCCUCUACUCAUUCACACCCCGCCUUCCAUGCUCACCCAUUAAUUUCUUAGACUUCAAGUCACAGCUGGAACAGUUCCCUUGAGAAGUCUCUGAAGCCUCCAGGUCUCUACACAUACUUGACUCUCAAACUUGUUCUUAACAUUGCUUAUCAGUGUUCUGUAAUUACUUAUUAUCUGUCUUCCAGGCUAGACGGAUAGCUUCACAAGGCCAUAUCCCCAUACCUGGCACAAGGCCUAGCAAGGAGACAUUUAAUACUAACGAAUAGGUCCAACAGUGUGGCAUCUCUGGGUAUACAAUAGCAUUACCUUCUCCUGCCAUUCCCAAUCUUUGGUUUCACUCUCCAUGGUUACGCCCAGGCAAUCCAGACCUAAAGACACCAGGUGUAAGUAACUUUAUAUUUAAUAAAAUAACUAUGUUUAAUGGUGGACCUCCCUUCUUUUGUACAAUGACCCAGGGUUGUGGUGACACUUGACUGCAGUGCUUGUGCGCUUGUUGUGGUUGUCUCUGGUCACAGUGUUGCUGGGCUCACGCUGUGCAGGUGGAGCCCUGCAGGGGAGCAGAGUCUAGGCCUCAAGCCUGCAAGGUAGCUCUUUCCCACUGAGCCAUUUAUAUACUUUUCCAUUUUUUGUUGCUGUUGUUGGACCAUCAGGCCAAGCACAAGGCCACAUGCUGGGGUGCCAUGUGGUAGCAAAUACUUAAAAUAAGACCUUAUAGCACAAGGCAGUGCCACUUGAACCCCACAUCACUUUUAUUAGUUUAUUACACUAGUAUUUAUAAUCAUGUUAUAAUUGGGUUCAUAUUAAGUUGAGUUUAUAAUUAUAUUGUUAGUUAAUGUUAAUCUUAAUUAAAAUAUGCAUAUAUGGGGGAAACAUAGUAUGUAUAUGAGUUUCAGUAGCCACAGUUUUAGGCAUCCACUGGAGACCUUGGAACAAAUCCCUCAUGGAUAUGUAUGGAUUUAUACACUGUAUAAGACAGGGACUUCUUAGUAAAUUUAAAGCCAUUUGUAAUAGCAAAGGUGCUUAACAUGAGUCAUUCUGGAAUAAAUAAAAAUAUUCGUUUCUUCUCUCUUGUUUUAGGAAGUUGCCUUAUGAUGUACAUGUUAUAACAAAGCAAAACCUUAUCUAAAGUUGUUACAUUGCUUUUCCAUUACUUGGCCCCUGCAUUCAAUGAUUCCAUGCAUCUAUAAAGUAUAGAUUCAAGACUUUUUCUUGUAAUGUGCAAAGGUUACUGGGUGUUGAGGGUAUCUCGUUGAUGAUUUUGUGUUGCUCUUGCUUUUGUCUUCCGGUGAUUGAAAAGUCAUGUGGGAUAUAGUGAUUUUUCUGUAUAAUACCCUUGAAGUAGGGGCCAGGUAUAUGGGUUAGUGGUAAACCACUUAACUGGCAUAUGUGAAACCUUGAGUUUGAUUCCUAGCACUACCCAAAAUAUAAUUCCCUCAAACCAGAAAGAUAGCUCAAAAGGUUAAGCACUUGCCUUGCAUGGAGGAAGCCCAGGUUCAAUUCCCAGCACCACAUAAACCUCUGAGUACUACCUGGUGUGGCUCCCAAGUUUUAAAAAGUGAAUAAAUCACAAAUACUGUUCCUUCUGAAAAUAGAAGCAUAGGACUGAAAAUAGAAUAAAAAUAUUAAAUGGCAGUAAUCUCACCUAAAGAAACCAUUGUGUCUAUCCUUUCAGAUAUUCUUUAUGUGUGUGCACAUAUUUAGUGCAAAUGGAGUCAUUCUACAAUCCUUGAUGUAUUUCUCACUUCUUGUGCUUUUGGGGGAGAUCUGGUGUCACACCUGGCAGUGCUCAGGACUUACUCCUGGCUCAGUGCUCAGUGGUCACUCCUGGCAGUGCUCAGGAGACCAUUUGCAGUGCUGGGGAUAGAACUGGUAUUGGCCACAUGCAAGGCAAGUGCCUCACUCCCUCUCUAUUAUAGCUAUGACUUUAACAGUUUCUAAUUAUUUCUUUGAGAAAUUUGCAAGAUGCCAAAAAUAUAUUUGAGAAUUACUUUUUAAAGUAUCAGUAACACAGAAGCAUUCUGAUUGUUCUUUUAUUAUUGUUGUUGCUAAUCAUUAUCUAAUUUUUCAAAAGUUAGGAAGUGUCCCACUGGUCUUUGUUACUUUUUGCACCCAAGACAACGUAAAAUCUACUUAGCCUCCGCCUGCUGGUAGCCUGCUGGGUCUGCCCAGGAGUCCACCCUAACAAACUUCCCUUGUGUCUGCAAAAAAAAAAAAUUUUUUUUUAAAGUAUAUAAGAAAAUUUUAAUUCUGUAAUUUGAAAAGAAACAUUUGUUUAAAUGAUCCUAAGUAUUUGAGAACAGAAAUUCAGUUUGUAACUGUAACAUGUUUACUCUGGCUGUCUAACAUAACUUUCUUACUAUAAAAUGGGUUAAUCCUUAUCUAACUGAUAAAACUUUCAGAAAAUAUUUUUAAAUAUUGAGUUGAUUUUGAGCCAAGACUCAUUUUUUUAAAGACUCAGUCUUAUCCAAAUAAUAUAAUUCCUAAUAACCUGACUCUUGCAAGUAUAUUUCAGAGUCUAAUGAGAUGUCCCUAAAUGAAUAAAUUUUCUCUUCUGCCCAAAUAAUUUUUCUUUCGGUUCUGUGUUCUUAAUACUCAAGAUAGGGGUGGAGGAGUGGAAUAGUAGGAACAGAUAUUAGACAAAGCUAAAUGAUAGCCAUACGCUUAUAUACGUGUGUGAAUAUCACAUGCUUAGGACUUAACUAUUAUCCUAUGCAGUAAUCCUAAAGAUGAUUACUGACAUAUAUAGUUUUAUGGCAUUUCACAGAUUAUGGCUUGCUUUUUAAUUUUUUUUUUUUUAAUUUUGGGGGACACACCCAGCAGUGUUCAGGGCUCAUAUGGAAUACAGGGGAUCAAGCCCAGGCUGGGCACAUGCAAGGCAAGUGGCCUACCUGCUGUGCAUCGCUGCAGCCCCACUGGCUUGUUUAUUUUGUUCUUCAGACUUACUCCUGUCUCUACACUCGAGGUUCACUCUUGGUAGAGCUUAGGGGAUAAUAUCAGGUGCAGGGAUCAAACCCAGGUGGGUCGAAUGCAAGGCAGGCACCUUACUUACUGUGUGCACUCUCUCCUUCUCUGGCCACCAGAUUCUAAUAGAAAGUUCGUGGCAAGUGUUGAGCAAGUUUACUGAUGACUUUAUUUCUCUUUUUCCAUUAUUCCAACAAUUUGUGCUCACUUUGUGACUCCUUUUUGAUAGGUCUCCUAAUAUUUUAAUUUUUUUCAUUAUUACAUCUGUUAUGAUUAUAAGUGACCUCUGGUGCUUGUAAUUGUUUUGGAAUGCCACAACCCGUGCCUAUACAAGAUGGAAAACAUAAUAAUGUUGGGUCUUCUGACUGCUUCACUGACCAGUCAUUCCAGAGUCUCUUCAUCUGUCUCUCUGCAUACAUUUUCCUAUCAACUGAAACACAGUAGCAUUGAAAUAACCAUCUAGUGACCACUAAGCAUUCAAAUAAAGGAAGAAUGGCACUUUAAAAGCUAGAAAUUACUAACCUUAAUGAAGAAGGCAAGCCAAAAGCAAAGAUAGGCCAUAAACCAGGCCUUCUGUGCCAAAACAGCCAGGUUGUGAAUGCAAAAUAAAAAUGUCCUUCAAGAGGCUGAAGCAAUAGUGCAAUGGGUAGGGUAUUUGUCUUGCCCUUAGCUGACCCAGGUUCAAUCCCUGGCAUUCUGUAUGGUUCCCCAAGCACUGCCGGGAAUGACUACUGAGAAUUGCUGGAUGUGACCCAAAAACAACAAUAAAAAAGGCUUUCAAGAAAUUAAAGGUGUUGUUAAUGAUAUGAAAGCAAAACAGCAUUAUUGCUAAUACUGAGAAGGUUACAGCUGUCCUGUCACAAAAUUCACUUAAAGCCAAAGUUUAAUCCUUGCCAAGGUCCUACUCUAUUUUUGAAAGCUAAGAGAGGUGGAGAAGUCGAAGUUUGAAACUCGCAGAGGGUUGGUUCAUGAAGCAUAAGGAAAACUUCAUAUAAUGUUUCGUAACAUGUCAUCAUAUACUUAAUAUAUUCAUAACAUUAAGCCCAAGGUGAAGCAUCAAGUAAGUAAAACUGUAGAAGCCAAAGUAGAGAUACCCAGAAGAUCUUGCUCAGAUGAUUGAGGUGGCUAGAUUCAGAUUUAAUGUAGACUAAGAAGUAUGAGCUUGGAAGAAGAUUCCAACUAGGACUUUUAUAGGAAUCAGUUCCUUCAACUAUUCAAAGGACCUACUUUGUCUUUAUUGGGGUUAAUAUUUUAAGGUCUGAAGACAAUGUUCAUUAAUUAUCCUCCAGAUUAUGUGACCCUUAAGAAUUGUGCAAAGCGGGGCUGGAGUGAUAGUAAAGCGGGUAGAGCAUUUGCCUUGCACACGGCUGACCCGGGUUCGAUUCCCAGCAUCCCAUAUGGUCCCCCGAGCACCGCCAGAGUAAUUCCUGAGUGCAAUGCCAGGAUGAACCCCUGAGCAUCGCUGGGUGUGACCCAAAAAGAAAAUAAAAAGUGUAAAGCCCUUACUACAUUAGCCAGGAUAUAAAAGCAAUCCAAAUGUCCAAUAAUAAAUGAAUGAAUGGAGAAAGUUGAGGUAUCUGGGGCUGGAGAGACCGUAUAACAGGUAGAUCACUUGCCUUGAAUUCGGUCAACCCGAAUUUAAUCCCCAGCACUAUAUAUGGUCCCCUGAGCAGCACCAGCAGUAAUCUUCAAGCUCAGAGCCUGGAGGAAAACUUGAGCACAGCAAAGUGUGACCCCGAAACAAAUCCUCCAAGAUUGAUGUAUCUAUACACAAUGGAAUACUAUGCAGCCACAAGAAAAAGUAAAAGUCAUGCAGUUUGCAGCAACUUGCAUGAAUUGGAGAGUAUCAUGCUGGGUGAAAUAAGCCAGAGGCAAAAGGACAAAUACAGGAUGGUCUCACAAAAUACAGGAUGGUCUCACACUUCUGUGGUAUGGACAGUGUAAGUCAAUAAUGAACCUUGAACACUAGGCUACACUCCUGAGGGUUCCGGGGGUUGGGAGUUGAGGGAUGGAGCUAGGAAACAAUUUGGUUGAUUGGAAGCAACACAGGAACAUAGGUGGAGGGUUUGGAACACACUGGUGGUGUAGCACCAGAAAUGAAAAUGUCUCUCAAAUAAUGGAGGGCAUAAGGUGGUGGGGUUGGGGUGUGGGGCAGUUAGGAAGUCAAACCAGAGUUAAUAUAGAAACAGGAGUGAGGAUCAUGGGCACUUGGCAGUGGUAUGCAAUAACUUCGUGCAUCAAUACCAGAAACUAAUACAGUAUUUUUAAAUUGUGCUAAAUCUGUUCUGCCUGUAUUCCUGGAUGAGGCCAGGGAAGCAUUUUAUCUGUAAAGUAAAUGCCAUGAAUGAGACCUGAGUUUGACUCCUGGGAUAGCCACACACACAGACAAAUGCUUUGAAAUUUCUGAUAGUAACUAGAAAUUAUACUUUGCAACAUUAUUUCUCAAAAUUAUUUUCUAUUUCUUGCUAACUCAAGUAAUGAUGUAAGUUUGGAAUUCAAUAAAAACUGUAGUGAUUAUAAUUCA
Molecule: messenger RNA, 12086 nt
Organism: Sorex araneus (European shrew)
Lineage: Eukaryota; Metazoa; Chordata; Mammalia; Eulipotyphla; Soricidae
Gene: KATNBL1
Product: katanin regulatory subunit B1 like 1
Exons: 10
Coding region: 142-1056 (304 amino acids)
Cellular component (GO): nucleolus
Molecular function (GO): microtubule binding
Source: RefSeq, a predicted model, not a curated record